This is a messenger RNA of Talaromyces amestolkiae, 1065 nucleotides long. RefSeq lists its product as uncharacterized. The coding region runs from base 1 to 1065 and encodes 354 amino acids. NCBI's taxonomy places the organism in Eukaryota, Fungi, Ascomycota, Eurotiomycetes, Eurotiales, Trichocomaceae. The record is from RefSeq and is a predicted model, not a curated record. The transcript has 5 exons.
AUGUCCAAUGACAUGUCAGCCUCGACGGAAACAGGCACGAUACCAUUCAUCGUAGAAACAGGCUUGCACAAGGCCAACCAAGAUACGCGAAAGUUUAUUCGUAAGCAUGUCAUGUUAGGCAAGAAUACUGGAAAAGACUCCAGAGAACGCCGAAACAACAAGGGAAGGCCGAGAAGACCUCCGCCAGUAUUGAUCCCUCUCGCCAUCGCUCCGGAUCCUAACGAAGCUAUUCACACCUCCCCGAACCCAUUACCCUCAGGUCAUCCUCCUUCCAUCCCUCAAAGGGUUGGUACGGAUGUGUCUCUUGUACAACUUGCCGAUGUAGUAGAGCCCUCUACAGCGUCGCUUGUUCUGCGAUUUUCGGCCGCUGCCAAACAAACGUUAUUCCCUUUAGAGUCAUGCAUUCUAUUCGACAAACAAGAAGGGAGACAAUGGAUUGAACUCAUGGCAUUCGACCCUAUUUUCCUCCAUACAAUGAUAUUCACCACUCUCGGCUACCAUGACUCGCUCCGACGCUGCGAAAGCCCCGCAUCUAGAGACACGCAAUUGUCGUUACACUUCACUCAAGCACUUAGACUGUUACGUAAAAGAUUAAUACUUGACAACGACGAGAUGAGGUUCUCAGACAUUACUUUAUCUACAGUUCUUGGUCUGGCCGUCUACGCCUCCCUGACUGGGGAGCGUGAGGCCGCGGAAUACCAUCUUUCUGCUCUACGCACCAUAAUAGACUUUAGAGGUGGCUUAAGCGCGUUCUGGCAAAGUGGAAAACUUCUUCUCGAACUUUUCAGAUGCGAUAUAGGCCGAGCUCUCAACACUGGCUCGACAACAUUUUUCUUCACCGACCCUUCAGCAGAACCAUUUGCGCCAUAUCCUGAGAAAUAUCUAUCAUGUGCUUUGCGGCUCGAUAAAAGUGGCAUGCAAGGCAAUCAAGAUAACCUUGUCGCUGAACUCGAUAAUGACUUGGCUAAAGCCUACAGUAUCGUGAAGCAUUUCAGCGCACACAUCAACCUUGCCCGUGAAACUAAAAGCAAAUUACCGAAAGAGCUUUUGACACGGUUCUCUUGA